UUUAUUUUUCCUUUGAAUAUAUUUAACCCAAAUGAAGAACAUAAAAGGGACACUCACAAAGCUACAUCACACUACAGAGUGCUACUAAGAGACAGAACCAGCAUCUUCCAAUGUUUGGAUUUUGACCGCCAUAAUAUGCCGCAAAAGUCCCAAAACCGGUAUUUUGAAAUGACCAAAAUACCCCUCUUCUUUCUCGAAUUUCCUUUCCAUUUGUUAAUCUUGCUCAGCGUCGCAGUACCCUCCAAAGUAAUUUCGCAAACGGCAAGCACCGAACAAACAAUUCUACUUACCAUCAAAAGCCAACUGGGGGACCCACCGUCGCUCCAGUCGUGGAAACCGUCACCGUCCUCGCCGUGUAACUGGCCGGGAAUCCAGUGCACCGGCGGCGUCGUCACGGAGCUGCUCCUUCCCAAUAAAAGCAUCACCACCCAGAAGCUCCCUUCCGUAAUCUGCGACCUCAAGAAUCUGAACAAGUUGAACCUCUCCGAUAACUCAAUCGCCGGCGGGUUUCCGACAUGGUUGUACAACUGCUCCAACCUCCGGCAACUCGACUUAUCGCAGAAUUACUUCGCUGGCGUGAUCCCCGGCGACAUUGACCGCCUCAAAACGCUCACGCUCCUCAACCUCGGCGGGAACAGCUUCUCCGGCGAAAUCCCGGCUGCGAUCGGGAACCUGACGGAGCUGCAAACGCUGCACCUUUUCCAGAACAACUUCAACGGAACACUCCCCAAGGAAAUCGGGAACUUGUCGAAUCUCGAAAAUUUGGGUUUGGCUUAUAACUUUAAGCUUGUGCCCAAGGAGAUACCUUUGGAGUAUGGAAACCUGAGGAAUUUGAAACUCAUGUGGAUGCCACAGAGUAACUUGAUUGGCGAGGUUCCAGAAAGUUUCGGGAAUCUCGUGAAUCUGGAACAGUUGGAUUUGUCAAUAAACAGUUUAACAGGUAGCAUUCCUAGGAGUUUGUUCUCGCUAAGGAAGUUGAAGUUUUUGUACCUAUAUAGAAAUAGGUUAUCGGGUGUGCUACCCAGUUCGGCGCAGGCUUUGAACUUGAUCCAGAUUGAUUUGGCUUUUAACAAUUUGACGGGUUCCAUACCCCAAGAAUAUGGAAAGUUGAAGAAUUUGACGAUCUUGCACUUGUAUUUUAAUCAGUUGUCUGGUCAGAUACCCACAAGCUUAAGCCUACUUCCAAGUCUUGUGGAAUUCAGGGUGUUUGGCAAUAAGUUGAAUGGAACAUUGCCUCCAGAACUAGGCCUGUAUUCGAAGCUUGAGUAUUUUGAAGUUUCUGAUAAUCAACUGAGUGGUGGGUUGCCACAACAUUUGUGUGCUGGUGGUGCUUUGCUGGGUAUGAUUGCUUUUUCCAAUAAUCUUAGUGGGAACUUGCCUGAAUGGCUUGGGAAUUGUUCUUCUCUUAUCAGGGUUCUGCUAUCAGAUAACAAGUUUGCAGGGGAGGUUCCUUCCGGUUUGUGGACUCUGAGGAACCUCUCAGCCUUGGUGUUGAGCAACAACUCCUUUUCUGGUCAACUUCCAAGUAAACUAUCUUCGACUAUGUCAAGGCUUGAUAUUAGAAACAACAACUUUUCAGGUCAGAUAUCCUCUGGAACCUCAAAUCUAGUGGUUUUUGAUGCAAGAAACAACAUGCUUUCGGGUGAAAUCCCAAGGGAAUUGACGGGUUCUCGGCUUAAUACUCUCAUGCUUGAUGAUAAUCAACUUUCUGGUGCACUUCCAUCUCAGAUAAUCUCAUGGCAAUCACUAAAUACUUUGACACUAUCAAGAAACAAACUUUCAGGCCCUAUCCCCAUAGCUAUGGCUAGUCUUCCUAACCUGGUUUACUUGGACUUGUCUCAAAAUGCCAUAUCAGGUGAAAUCCCACCUCAAUUUGACCAAUUGAAGUUGAUUUUUCUCAACUUGUCCUCCAACCAGCUAUCCGGGAACAUCCCUGAUGAGUUUAAUAACCUUGCAUUUGGAAAGAGUUUCUUAAACAAUCCUCAUUUAUGUGCUUACAAUCCAAAACUCAACCUUUCUAACUGCUUGACCAAAACCCUGCCACCCUCUAGCAAUUCGUCUUCAAAACACCUUGUCUUGAUUCUUUCCAUCACCAUCUUUGUGUUGCUGGUCACUGCCUCCUUGAUCCUCUAUACGUUGAAAAGGCACAGGGGCAAAAGGCACUGCAGGCGUAAAGUUUCAACGUGGAGGCUUACCUCAUUCCAGAGGCUUGAUCUCACUGAAAUAAACCUCUUCUCAAGUUUGACAGAUAAUAACCUCAUAGGAAGUGGAGGGUUUGGGAAAGUUUACCGGAUUGCUUCAAACCGUCCGGGUGAGUAUGUUGCAGUGAAAAAGAUUUGGAAUUGCAAAGAUGUGGAUAACAAACUUGAGAAAGAAUUCAUGGCUGAGGUUGAAAUCCUUGGCAAUAUUCGGCAUUCCAAUAUAGUGAAGCUUUUAUGUUGUUAUUCGAGUGAGAACUCCAAACUUCUUGUUUAUGAAUACAUGGAAAAUCAAAGCCUUGAUAAAUGGCUUCACGGAAAGAAGAAAAUAUCAGCGACUGGGUUGAGUUGGCCAACGAGGUUGAAGAUUGCCAUAGGGGCUGCACAAGGCCUAUGUUACAUGCACCAUGAUUGCUCGCCACCCAUUAUCCACCGAGAUGUCAAGUCCAGCAAUAUACUACUGGACUCAGAGUUCAGGGCUAGAAUAGCAGACUUUGGACUCGCCAAGAUGUUGGCAAAGCCUGGGGAGCCACACACCAUGUCUGCUCUAGCAGGGUCAUUUGGCUACAUUCCACCAGAAUAUGCCUAUUCAACUAAGAUUAACGAAAAAGUGGAUGUAUAUAGCUUUGGGGUUGUACUCCUAGAGCUUGUGACGGGAAGAGAGCCUAAUAAAGGAGGUGAGCAUGCAGGUAGCCUAGUUGAUUGGGCGUGGCAGCAUCAUAGUGAAGGAAAGUGCCUUUCGGAGGCCUUCGAUGAGGAUAUCAAAGAAACACGUUAUGCAGAAGAGAUGACUUGUGUCUUCAAAUUAGGCCUCGUUUGCACAAGCUCGUUACCUUCGACAAGGCCUUCCGCUAUAGAGAUUUUGCAAGUCCUUCGUCAGUGUUGUCAUUCAGGUUUUGCACGUAAACUACUAGCAACAGAGAUUGAUAUUAGCCCUCUUCUUGCUGAAACAAGGUACAUCUCUAGUUACAAGGAUAGUAAUGCUGUAAGCGAAAACGAUGAAAGUAGCUUGUACAGCGUGUAACAAGUAUUCUGCACGAAGAAUAACUCAAAAGAAUGGUUCCAUGUAUUCACUACCGUCUUCAAUGACAUCAGAGUACUAGUCUCAAAAUAUGGUAUCGUACUGUUUCACUGGGGAAGUGAUGCAAGUUUUGGAUAUGAUUAACUACCCAAUUUAUUUUAUAGGCUUUUCACAUUACAACUUUAUUUAAUCAAUAAGAUUGGCAAGUAAACAGCGUUAACU
Molecule: messenger RNA, 3441 nt
Organism: Abrus precatorius (Indian licorice)
Lineage: Eukaryota; Viridiplantae; Streptophyta; Magnoliopsida; Fabales; Fabaceae
Product: receptor-like protein kinase HSL1
Exons: 2
Coding region: 136-3222 (1028 amino acids)
Biological process (GO): protein phosphorylation
Molecular function (GO): receptor serine/threonine kinase binding; protein kinase activity; ATP binding
Source: RefSeq, a predicted model, not a curated record